Molecule: messenger RNA, 1244 nt
Organism: Piliocolobus tephrosceles (Ugandan red Colobus)
Lineage: Eukaryota; Metazoa; Chordata; Mammalia; Primates; Cercopithecidae
Product: maltase-glucoamylase, intestinal-like
Exons: 10
Coding region: 189-1205 (338 amino acids)
Biological process (GO): carbohydrate metabolic process
Molecular function (GO): carbohydrate binding; alpha-1,4-glucosidase activity
Source: RefSeq, a predicted model, not a curated record
AUGAUCCCAACAACAAUCGGUAUGAAGUUCCAGUUCCUCUGAACGUACCCAGGGUGCCAUCCAGCAGCCCUGAGGGUCAACUCUAUGAUGUCCUCAUUAAGAAGAAUCCAUUUGGGAUUGAAAUUCGCCGCAAGAGUACAGGCAGUAUAAUUUGGGACUCUCAGCUUCUUGGUUUCACCUUCAAUGACAUGUUUAUCCGCAUCUCCACCCGCCUUCCCUCCAAGUACCUCUAUGGCUUUGGGGAAACUGAGCACACAUCCUAUAGGAGAGACUUGGAGUGGCACACUUGGGGGAUGUUCUCCCGAGACCAGCCCCCAGGGUACAAGAAGAAUUCCUAUGGUGUCCACCCCUACUACAUGGGGCUGGAGGAGGAUGGCAGUGCCCACGGAGUGUUCCUGCUGAACAGCAAUGCCAUGGACGUGACGUUCCAGCCCCUGCCUGCCUUGACAUACCGUACCACAGGGGGAGUUCUGGACUUUUAUGUGUUCUUGGGGCCAACUCCAGAGCUUGUCACCCAGCAGUACACUGAGUUGAUUGGCCGGCCUGUGAUGGUACCUUACUGGUCUUUGGGUUUCCAGCUGUGUCGCUAUGGAUACCAGAAUGACUCUGAGAUCGCCAACUUGUAUGACGAGAUGGUGGCCGCCCAGAUCCCUUAUGACGUGCAGUACUCAGACAUCGACUACAUGGAGCGGCAGCUGGACUUCACCCUCAGCCCCAAGUUUGCUGGGUUUCCAGCUCUGAUCAAUCGCAUGAAGGCUGAUGGGAUGCGGGUCAUCCUCAUUCUGGAUCCAGCCAUUUCUGGCAAUGAGACACAGCCCUAUCCUGCCUUCACUCGGGGCUUGGAGGAUGACAUCUUCAUCAAAUACCCAAAUGAUGGAGACAUUGUCUGGGGAAAGGUCUGGCCCGAUUUUCCUGAUGUUGUUGUGAAUGAAUCUCUAGACUGGGACAGCCAAGUGGAGCUCUAUCGAGCUUACGUGGCCUUCCCAGACUUUUUCCGUAAUUCAACUGCCAAGUGGUGGAAGAGGGAAAUAGAAGAAAUGUACAACAAUCCACAGAAUCCGGAGAGGAGCUUGAAGUUUGAUGGCCUGUGGAUUGAUAUGAAUGAACCAGCAAGCUUCGUGAAUGGGGCAGUUUCUCCAGGCUGCAGGGACGCCUCUCUGAACCACCCUCCCUACAUGCCAUGUAAGAACCCUUGGUCUCCUUGACUGGCAGAGCUAGGACUGGAAAGAUGGCCACUGGAGGAG